This is a messenger RNA of Rhodamnia argentea, 2364 nucleotides long. Its product is annotated as far upstream element-binding protein 1. Gene Ontology annotation, molecular function: mRNA binding. Gene Ontology annotation, biological process: regulation of gene expression. The record is from RefSeq and is a predicted model, not a curated record. The transcript has 7 exons. Bases 41 to 2116 code for a protein of 691 amino acids. NCBI's taxonomy places the organism in Eukaryota, Viridiplantae, Streptophyta, Magnoliopsida, Myrtales, Myrtaceae. Gene Ontology annotation, cellular component: cytoplasm.
CUCUCUCUCUUUCUCUCUCUCUCUCUUUCUCAUCUCCCCAAUGGCGGACGAAGCUCAGUACUCUUCCGAUGCGGGGAUCAACAAGCGCAAGUACGAGGAGCAGACCACUCUUUCCCCGCCCCCUCGCAGGCCGACCGGCUUCUCCUCCGGCCCGAUCCUCUCCGCGUCGCCGGCCGACUCUGGCGUCGCCCCGCCCUCGUACAAGAGCGUCCCGCCGCCUCCUUCCGCCGACGACGUGCAGGCGCAGGUCCAGAGCGCGAAGCAGAAGGCUCAGGAGAUCGCUUCUCGGCUGCUGUUCAACGCCAGCGCCGGGGCGGCUGCGGCCGCCGCCGGCGUCGGCGGAUUCGAUGCGAAGCGCGUUAGGGUUGAGAACGGAAGCGGAUUUGACUCCACCGAGAGAGAUGGGAAGCCCAUGAUGAGUGCGCCAUCAGCGAUUCCUGUUCCAUAUAGCUAUGGCCAGGGGACAAGCAAAAAAAUCGAUAUUCCUAAUGGAAGAGUUGGAGUGAUUAUUGGUAAAGCUGGUGAGACUAUUAAGUAUCUUCAGCUCCAGUCCGGGGCAAAAAUUCAGGUCACCCGUGACAUGGAUGCGGAUCCCAAUUCGCCUACUAGGCCGGUAGAACUAAUGGGCACACCUGAACAAAUUGCGAAGGCUGAGCAAUUGAUAAAUGAUGUUCUUGCUGAGGCUGAAGCAGGGGGCUCUGGCAUAAUCUCUAAAAGAGUAACUGGUCAGACUGGAUCUGAUCAAUUUGUGAUGAAGGUUCCAAAUAACAAGGUUGGAUUAGUUAUUGGCAAAGGUGGCGAGACAAUUAAAAACAUGCAAGCCAGGACUGGUGCUCGUAUUCAGGUCGUACCCUUACACCUUCCCCCGGGUGAUCCAGCAAUAGACAGGAACUUGUAUAUUGAUGGCACAAGUGAACAGAUUGAGGCUGCAAAACAGUUGGUUAAUGAAGUUAUUAGUGAGAAUCGAAUGAGAAAUUCCUCAAUGGCUGGAGGAUACCCCCAGCAAGGUUAUCAGGCGAGACCUCCUGCAAGCUGGGCUCCCCCUGGCCCUCCACAAAUGCAGCAACCUGGUUAUGGUGGCUAUGCACAACCAGGGAUGUAUGCAGGUGCUCCACCCCAAUAUAACAUGGCCCAGCCACAGUACGGAGGUUAUCCUCCCCAACCAACGUCUGGUGGAUAUCCUUCUGGCUGGGAUCAGUCCGCAGUCCCACCUUCUCAGCACACUGCACAGGGAGGUGGGUACGAUUAUUAUGGCCAGCAGCCUCCAACACAGCAACAGCAAACCCCAAGUGGUCCUACAGGAGGGGCGGACAGCUCAGUUUACAAUUACAGCCAGCCACCGGCUACUUCCUAUCCACAGCAAGGGCAAGGAUAUACACAGGAUGGAUAUGGUGGUUAUCAUGCACCUCAGUCCGGUUACAGUCAGCAGCCUCCUUAUGAUCAGCAACAAGGUUACAACACUGCGACUGGCUAUGGCACAAAUCCAGGGCAAGAAGGUCAUACUCCUUCCUAUGGAGCUCAAGGGGAUUCUGCUCAGGCACCACCACCGGUCCAGCCUUCCACUGCUGGUCAGCCAGGAUACGGUGCCAGUCAGCCACCCAACCCAACCCUUGCUGGCUAUCCUCCCCAGGGAACUGGCCAAGCGGGUUAUGGCAUGCCCCCAACUUCUCAAGCUGGCUAUGGCAACCAAUCGACUGCGUAUGCGGCGGGUUAUGGACAACCUCAAGCCCAGAAGCCACCUGCUAAUGCUCCGGCUUAUGGAGCUCAACAGUCUCCAAGCACACCAGGAGGCUAUAGUCAGGCCCCUAGUGGGCAACCAGGUUAUCCCCAGACUCAGCCACCACCGUCAGGCUACUCUCAGCCCGAUUCUGCUGCCCAACGUGGUCCUCCUUCAGGAUAUGGAGCUCCGCCUUAUGGUGCAGCGCCUGCACCUCAGCCGGGCUAUGGGCAGCAGCAACCUCCAUAUAACAGCUACGUUGGCGGUUAUCCGCAACCUCCUGCUUAUGCAGCUGAUGUUGGAGCCGGGGGUGGCAGCGCUCGGGGUUCUUACGACACUGCACCUGCUUCGCAGGCUGCUCAACAGAGUUCGUCUGCGAAAACGUCGCCCCAGAGUUGAUUACAGGCAGAAAUGUUGCGAUAUCCUGGUAUAGUUUUGAUGCCGCACUCGCUGUUGUCAAGUUUAGUUAGUCUCGUGGUUGUAGAAGAACUUAUGCUGUAGGAUACUUGUUAUCCAUGUUUUGUGCUUUGUUGAUUUUGGAUUAGUGUGUAUGAUGCCUGCAUGUUAAUACUCUUUUCAUGAUGUGGACCUUAUGAUGUUUGUGACUGCUGGAAAGGUGUAUUUUGGUAUCUAUGGCGGUGGAUGAA